Messenger RNA from Guillardia theta CCMP2712, 756 nucleotides. RefSeq lists its product as hypothetical. The record is from RefSeq and is a predicted model, not a curated record. The annotation marks the transcript as partial. Gene Ontology annotation, molecular function: protein binding. Lineage: Eukaryota; Cryptophyceae; Pyrenomonadales; Geminigeraceae. The transcript is spliced from 3 exons.
GGGCAUCGCGGGAACAUCAACUGCUUCAAGUUUUCCCCAGACUGCCAGCAAGUUGCAUCUGGUGGUGAGGACAAGUCGUUGAGGGUCUGGGAUGUCAAAGAGGGAACUGAAUUGGCUUCGCACAAGCCUGGCAAGGCAGCGCCCAUCCAUGCUCUCAGCUACAGCCCGUGCGGGAAGAACAUUUUUGUUGCGAGAGACGACCGCACUGUCAGCGUUCACUGCUCGUCAACAUGCAAGCAGCUAGGCAUGCCAUGGCUCGGGCACACUGGCCCCGUUUACACUGUAGCAUGCAGCCCGUUCGGUGACAUCGUGGUGUCCGGAGGAUCUGACUUCAGCCUCAGGAUCUGGGACGCUGAGAGUGGUAAGACUCGAGGAGCUUGGGAGGGCCACACGGGUGCCAUUCGCAUCGCUGAAUUCAGCCCGAGUGGGAACAUCAUCGCGACGGGAGGUUAUGACCGCAUGAUACGCUUGUGGGACGUUCGGUCAGCAAAACAGAUAGAAAAUAUCUGGGCCCCGAUGAAAGGGCACACGGCAGCAGUGAGGACACUCGCGUUCAGCCCUUGCGGGACGAAGCUGUCGAGUGGAGGGGCUGAUACGACAGUGCGUGUGUGGGAGCUGGGCUCAGGAAAGCAGAUCGGAGGAGGUUCCUGGAGGGCGCAUGCAUACUCUGUGUACGGAGUCUGUUUUGACAAGACCGGCAAGUUUUUGGCGAGUGCCAGCUACGACAAGACUGUCAAGAUUUGGGAUCUUUCUACU